AUGAACACUGUUGAUCUCAAAUGUGAAUACUUCGGCAAUUGUCAUAUUGACAUUAAAACACGGCGAAAUUGCCAGCGCUGUCGCAUGCAAAAAUGUUUUCAGAUUGGCAUGAAACUGGAGCUGAUUAACCGGCGAGUUGUCAAUCAUCAUCCCUCCUCAUCUUCUCCUUCAUCCUCAUCCACUACCUCAUCAGACAGCUCACUGGUUCCUCUGUCAUCAAUCACCAUUACCACAGCUUCGCUCAUUCCCAAUGUGGACGACCCUGAAAAGAUUUUAGACCCCUAUGAAGAGGAGUUCCUGCAUAUGUUCCAGAGCCUGUGCAUUAUCUUUCGCACAUUUCACCCCAAAGUGAUUGGCAUUGCCUCUGACGUCAGUCAGGUGUUCAACAUGCAGGAGUACUUGAUAAAAAACAUUGUCAAUUUCAGUAAAUGCAUCGAGAGCUUCAAAGAGCUGAACCAACACGACCAGUUGCUCAUACUCAAAUCCAGUUUUACGGAGAUUGUCAUGCUGCGAAGCUUGUUUUACUAUGAGGCUAGAGAAGACUCAUUUCCAAUGAGGAUCGACGAGGCUGCCGAGAAUGCCUUACUAGUGCCACUUGACUUGCUUUACAAAACUAAACUGCAUCACCUGAUUGAACUGCACCGUAAGCUGGCUGAAAUAGUGGCACAGGAAAAGGAAGACAAUCUGUUGCGAGAUUUGAUGGCCGUUCUCAUCAUGUUUAAACCCAGAGCUAAUGUCAACAAUCACGAAUAUAUCAAUUACGAGUACUCUCGGUACCGAUACCUGUUGAAGCGUUACCUUCUGGUCAAGUACCAGGACAACUACAAGGCCAACGUCUACUACCUUAGUUUGAUGCAAAUUAUCACUGAUGUAGCACUGUUGAAGCAGAACUUUAUUGAAAUCUUCCAAAUGAUUGACUCCAAACCCGUCAGCCAUUGUCUGCUUGAAAUUUAUGAAAUUACCGAUAAUGAAACCACUACUACGACAAAGUAG
Messenger RNA from Rhagoletis zephyria (snowberry fruit fly), 993 nucleotides. Lineage: Eukaryota; Metazoa; Arthropoda; Insecta; Diptera; Tephritidae. The record is from RefSeq and is a predicted model, not a curated record.